AUGACUCUCUCCACCAUCCUCGCCGACAUCUCAGCAUCUCGUGCCUUUCGACCACAGAUGAACAGCACGAGCGACCGUCCCAUGUUUCCCCUUAGAAAAGCGGGCACCCCGAAGCAUUCGCGCCUCAUCUCGUUGCCAAAGGAGCUUCGAGACGUGAUCUACCAAUACCUCUUCACAUCUUCACCCUCAACUCUCAACCUACACUACUACCGCCCCUUACCACCAGAUCCGUUGCCGUCCUAUUUGCAACCCGACACCUCCAGGCUCCACCUCUGCGGCCGCUUCAGCCUGUCCAUCACUUCUGCCUCGCCUUUUCCACAGUACGAACGUAGCCACGACCGCUACGCCCUCCUCAGCUCCGGCACGCACGGUAUCACGCAGGCCUGCCGCAUGCUCCGCCACGAGACCUUAGCAUUGUUCCUGGCACACACCACCUUCGGCUGCACCGAUGAGCUCGCCAUGGCAGUCUUCACCACGCACUUUCCACCCACAUGGCGGCCGCACGUGCAAAGCGUGGCCGGCUGGUUCGGUCUUCACGCGACAGUGCUACCAACGGACCACGGCCAGUUCCCGGUCCUACGGCGCGUGGAGCUGCAGUGUCCGCGAGGUCUGGGGGACCGCGCUUUGCAGAGCUUGAGUUUGCUGCACGACGAGUCCCCGCCAGAGGAGGCAUCGUUGACUAUUGCAGUAGAAGAUUUCAAAAGCAUGAGUCAGAAGGAGCUGGAGGAAGCGGUGUUGGCGCCCGUGCGCAGCGUGUCGUUGAGGCAGGGCCAGGCGGGAGUCGUGGAUGCGUUCAUGCUGGUGAGAACGAUGCCAGGGCUGGAGUGGGUGGUCAAGAGAGAGUGCUUGGUCCACCAUCACAGGCGUGCAGUGGCCGGCGGACAGGGUCGUGAUUAUACAAUCAUCGAGAAUGUGAUGGUUGACGUGACGCUGGAGGCUAAGGGGCCCAUCUCUCGAGUCACGCGGCGCCUAAAGGUCGAGACAUUCAGGAGCGGCGGGCAGAAAGCGAAGAUGACGGAAGACAUUGUGGAACGCUGGGGCGUGGGUGAAUGGCGUUAG
Molecule: messenger RNA, 1059 nt
Organism: Cyphellophora europaea CBS 101466
Lineage: Eukaryota; Fungi; Ascomycota; Eurotiomycetes; Chaetothyriales; Cyphellophoraceae
Exons: 1
Coding region: 1-1059 (352 amino acids)
Source: RefSeq, a predicted model, not a curated record